Molecule: messenger RNA, 642 nt
Organism: Acanthocheilonema viteae
Lineage: Eukaryota; Metazoa; Nematoda; Chromadorea; Rhabditida; Onchocercidae
Source: the annotation of a GenBank genome assembly
AUGGGUGAUUGGGAUGAUGAUGAUUUCGAAAUUGAUGUAAAACAACUGGAUGAAAAGAGGCAUACGGUAGUAGACGAAGAAGCGGGCGACAAACUGGAUCAGAAUCAACCGCUUAAUGCAGUUAAAUCGGCAGCAUCCUCAUCGAAGUCAAAGAAGAACAAUCCACUGAACAAUUUCGCUGCUGAUCUUAAUCGCGAAUUGACUGGAAAAGAGAAGGAGCAGUUGCAGAGGAAAGCUGAUUUGAUGCUCGCAAAGGAUUUAUUCGGUGUUGAUACGGAUGAGCCUCUGACAUAUGCAGAACUGACUUCCUUAGAUGAAUUUAGGACAUUUGGUGAGAACAUUGGCAAAAUGCUUUUAGCACGAUCAAAUGCUACCCACUUUUCAGAGAUGCUUAUUUCACUUCUCAAAGUAGUCCUCUCAAACAUGGAUGCGAACAAGGCAAGGCAUUUGAGUACGGUUUUAAAAACGAUAGCAGACGAAAAAACAGCAGCUGAAAAGAAGGCGAAGGGAAAGGGUGCAGCAGCGAAACCGACGAUAAGAACCACCAAUAAGUCGAAUGCAGCAUCGGCUAAAGCAAAGAGAGAUCUGUAUGACGAUUAUAUAGCUGAUGAAUACGACGAUUAUGCCGAUCAUUUUAUGUAA